AUGUAAUAUGAAAUGGAGGAUAGUUAAAUGCAGUUGAUGCUAACCAUCCUUCAUUUAUUUUUGUAAGUCAAUAAUUCUUCAUUGUGAAUUAAUUCUAUAUAUGUAAUUCUGAUCAUCAAUACCAUAAAGAAAUAUUCCUAACUAAAAUAUAUUUAGCAAAUCAUUAUGAGCCAGAUUUUAUUGUUUUAACAAAUUCAUUCACAUCAAGAUAUGCAAUAAUUGGUUUCAUUCUAAUGAUGCUAAGAUUGAAGAUUAUUUCUCAGUAAUAUAAUAUAUUCAGAAAAAAGUGUACAGCAUCCUAAAAUAUUAAAUAUUUAAUAACAUUAAUGAUGCUGAUCAUGAUCUAUUUCCAAAAGUGAUGUAAAGUAAAAUAUUUAAGAAAAUAAGCGAAUAAAUAAUAAUACUAAUAAUAAUAAUAAUCAAAUUCUACUAUUCAUCUGAUCCUAUAUUUGUUUAAGAAUUUGCAGCAGGACCAAACAUGAUUUAUACUAAUUGA
Molecule: messenger RNA, 496 nt
Organism: Paramecium sonneborni
Lineage: Eukaryota; Ciliophora; Oligohymenophorea; Peniculida; Parameciidae
Source: the annotation of a GenBank genome assembly